Rhizopus microsporus ATCC 52813 is the source of this 708-nucleotide messenger RNA. RefSeq lists its product as uncharacterized. The transcript has 6 exons. The record is from RefSeq and is a predicted model, not a curated record. Bases 1 to 708 code for a protein of 235 amino acids. Lineage: Eukaryota; Fungi; Mucoromycota; Mucoromycetes; Mucorales; Rhizopodaceae.
AUGAACGAAUCAUCAUCGUCAAUAUCACCAACUGUUUUAGGUUGCUUUCAAGUCCCUUAUCCAUAUUUGGUCAGAGAACAUUCGACUUUCACUGGAAACACGGCAAGAAACAGCACUGCUUAUAGGGGCAUGAUAGCCGCGCUGAAGGGUUUGAUCUCCAAAAAACUCUUGUUCAUACAUUGGUCUGCUGCCUACCAGCCACAAAUUUUCAUCAAUCUGGAAACGAACAACUAUAUUGAGAGUUGGAACAACCAAUUGAAGACAAACCACUUACAAAGAAAGAGAAAUAGAAGACUGAAUCGCUUAAUCUCUAUCUUGGCCGAUGAUAUUCAUGCUGAUUUUACGCACAAUACCGCUAGGAUGGCUGCUAAUAUCGGACGUAUGAGCUCAAAGACUAGAGCGGCAAGAAAGAGAAUGAUCGCAGCAGAAGAGAUCAAUGAGCUGUCAUUAGAAUAUAUGAUGCAGAAAGUAUAUAUCGAUGAAGAAGUCUGUUAUAUUGUCAAGUUUUUCACAACAGAAGUUACUUUCAACAAAAUAAGCGUGCCUAGAAAUGCUACAGUGUUCUUACGACAUUACCAAGAAAUUGACUCUAGCUUGAGAAUUCAUACCAUGGAUGAGAUAACACUUAUCCAGAAUACUGUGGAGAAAGUACCAUCUGAAGCUGGGGGUAGAGCGGAUAAAUUGCUGACAAGCAUCACGGGUGUAUGA